Molecule: messenger RNA, 963 nt
Organism: Trypanosoma conorhini
Lineage: Eukaryota; Euglenozoa; Kinetoplastea; Trypanosomatida; Trypanosomatidae
Product: mitochondrial carrier protein
Exons: 1
Coding region: 1-963 (320 amino acids)
Biological process (GO): transmembrane transport
Cellular component (GO): mitochondrial inner membrane
Molecular function (GO): S-adenosyl-L-methionine transmembrane transporter activity
Source: RefSeq, a predicted model, not a curated record
AUGGGCGGGGCGGGGCAGCAGGAGGCGCCGCAGCCGUCGUCCCCGACAGGCAGCCUGCACGCCUCCUCCGUGGCACUGGCCUCGACUGCGGCCAGCGUGCUCACGAAGUCCUUCCUCCACCCCCUGGACACCGUAAAAUGUCGGUUGCAGUGCUCGAAUUCCAAAAGCUUGCUGUAUAUCUGGCGUGAGUUCGCCGGCAAGUGGGGCCCCCGCCACGUGUACGGCGGCUUGCCCCUGAAGCUGGUUUUUUACGUGCCGUACCAGGCCAUCUACAUGACCACGUACAACGCGGUGCGCGACACGUUGAGUCCGGCGGGCGUCAGCAACGACCCACGCAGUUCAUUCCUGGCGCAUACCCUCGUUGCCGCGUGCGCCGCCGAGCUGGCGAGCUGCGUCGCGCGUGUCCCUAUGGAGACGGCGAAAAUGCGCAUUCAAGCCACCGUUGUGCCGAAUACCGCGGCCGCAAUACGGCAGAUUUUCCGCCAAGGGCUUUUUGCCUGCUCUCGACUGGUAAGGGCGCAAACACUACUGCAUGACAUUCCUUACAGUGUCAUUCAGUGGGUUUUCUAUGAGAGCUUGCGGCCAUGGGCGAAGCGUUUGCAACCGCAGCAUCAACUUGAGGGUGAGCCUGAGGGGCAGCCGCGUCUUCGUUGGUACGUUCAUCAUUUUUUGCGUACCUUUCUGACAGGUGGCUUUAGUGGCCUUAUGGCAUCUACGUUAACGGUGCCACUGGACACAAUUCGGACCCGUGUGGUGGUGGCCACCGCAGACAACCCAUCUGCGACAAUACGCAGCGUGGUGCGGGACACGUAUCGCCUCGGUGGCGUCGCUUUCUUUUUCCGCGGAGGAUGCACCCGCGUGCUGUGGGUUACAACUAAUAUGGCGGUGUAUUUUCCCCUGUAUGAGACCUUUAAGAUGGAGUUGCUGCGCCGUCAGGAGUCGGCAGCUCGCAAGCCGCUCUGA